AUGAAUAAAAAUACAAAAAAAUUAAAGCGAAUACAUUCAAGAAAUGAUGCCAAACAAUCACCAUUAAAAAGACAAUUUCGUAAUGAAAAUGAAAAACGUCGUCGUGAUCUCUUUAGUAAAUUAAUAGCAAAUUUAGAAGAUUUACUUUCUAUUAAAAAAAUUUGUUCAUCAAAUGAUCAAACUAAUAAAUUUGAUAAAGCUUCAAUUUUACGUCAAACUGUUCAAUAUUUACAAAAACAUCAUCACUAUUUAACCAAUGAUGAAAAAGUUGAAUUAUCAAAUAAAAGAUCAACAUCAUCAAAAAGAAAUAAUUUUUUAGAUUUUUCAUGGAAACCAUCAUCUGAUAUA
Molecule: messenger RNA, 348 nt
Organism: Rotaria sp. Silwood2
Lineage: Eukaryota; Metazoa; Rotifera; Eurotatoria; Philodinida; Philodinidae
Source: the annotation of a GenBank genome assembly